Molecule: messenger RNA, 1935 nt
Organism: Anopheles coustani
Lineage: Eukaryota; Metazoa; Arthropoda; Insecta; Diptera; Culicidae
Gene: ais
Product: DEAD box protein 52 homolog
Exons: 4
Coding region: 55-1824 (589 amino acids)
Biological process (GO): maturation of SSU-rRNA
Cellular component (GO): 90S preribosome
Molecular function (GO): nucleic acid binding; ATP binding; RNA helicase activity
Source: RefSeq, a predicted model, not a curated record
UUCACCGUGCCCGGCACACGUGUGUUUCAGAAAGUGUUUAGUAGCGGGAUAAAAAUGAUAAAAACUAACGAUAUAUUCCGCAAGCUCACUUGCGGGGCAAAGUUUUCCAAUAAAAAUAGGCCACCACCCAAGCGCAAGCUAGAGGUUACCCCAGAAGUGGUACCGCCUCCGUUGUCCAACAUUAAGGUCCGGAUAAAGCAAGAAAAGCUAGACCCGGAUGAAUCGACGUACCACGAAACACCGACCAACACUUCUGAAUUGGAAGAUGUUGAUAUCAAGAGCGAAGCUUCCGAAUCGGAAAAUGUUGAUAUCAAGAGCGAGAUUCCGACACCGGUGCUGGAUAAGCCCAAAAAGAAGAAAAUCAAAGAAAUGUCACCGGAAAAGUUUGAACGAGUUAUGCGCGCACGCUUAAACCGGAUUCGUAACAUUCACAAAAUCACUAUAAAAAAGUCUGCAAAUUGUUCGGAGGCACCGAAUCCGAUUGAAACCUUCGAUGAGCUUGCGACACGCUUUAGCUGUUCCAACCAGCUGGUCAGCAACGUGAAGGCUUGUUACAGCAAACCGACACCGGUGCAGAUGCAAGCCAUCCCGACCCUGCUUGAAGGCCUCUCGCUUCAUGCCUGUGCCCCGACCGGAUCCGGAAAGACGGCCGCAUUCCUCAUUCCGAUCUUGCACCAUCUGAAGGAACAUCUAAAGUGUGGCUUUCGGGCGCUCAUCAUUUGUCCUACGCGGGAGUUGGCGAAGCAGACGCAGCGGGAGGCUUUAAGGCUUGGGGAUGAAUUGAACAUACGAACGCACGUGAUUGGGACGGUGGACGAUCGGUGGAAGUGUGACUACAGUUUCAGCGGUGGUCGCAACUACGACAUUUUGGUCACGACACCGAAUCGGAUUUGCUAUCUUCUGGCACAAAAUCCUCCCCGAAUCGAUUUAAGCAACAUCCAGUGGAUCGUCGUGGAUGAAGCGGACAAGCUGUUCGAGGACUCGAAAAACUCUUUCCGUGAACAACUUGACACGGUGUUGAGUGCGUGUAACAACCCGAGCAAAACGUUGGCCCUCUUCAGUGCAACGCAAACAGGCGACGUCAACAAAUGGGUCGCUCAAAAUAUCCCCGAUCGGGUGCGGUUCUGCAUCGGCAUGAUGAACGGAGCGGUCGAUCUGGUCGAACAGCAGCUACUCUUCACCGGCACCGAGGGAGGAAAGCUACUAGCCUUCCGGGAUAUGGUAGCACAAGGCCUGAACCCACCGGUGCUGGUGUUCGUACAGAGCAAGGACCGUGCCCAACAGCUGUUCACCGAACUCCUGUACGAUGGGUUGAAUGUGGACGUCAUACAUGCCGAUCGUAGCCAGCAGGAACGAGAUAACGUGGUGCGGGCAUUCCGUGAGGGUAAAAUAUGGAUCCUGAUCUGCACGGAGCUGAUGAGCCGUGGAAUCGAUUUCAAGGGAGUGAAUUUGGUCAUCAAUUACGACUUUCCUCCGUCAACCAUCUCGUACGUGCAUCGCGUUGGCCGAACGGGUCGUGCGGGACGGCCCGGGAAGGCGGUGACCUACUUCACCAAGGAUGAUACUACGAAUUUAAAAGCCAUAGCAAUGCUUAUCAAACAGGCUGGCGGUGAUGUACCGGAGUAUAUGUUAAAGUUGAACCACGGAUCCCAGCGGAAGCGGGAAGAGCUGGCACGGAAAGCACCGAAACGAGCCACCAUUCGCACACUUCCCGCGUUCGAGCUGCAGAAGUUGCAACGAAACAAAAAGUUCGUUGCACAUACUAAAGGUAAAAGAAAUAUGCACCGAAAAUAUGGUGAUCAGCAUCGAGAGAACUCGGAAUAGAGCGAAAUGAAACUGACGGUUGAAACGUUAAGCUGAAAAUGGAAAAUAUUAUAAAUUAAAAAUAAGACACACUUCUUUGCAUCGCUGUUUGUUUUCUGAAUAAAUGCAAUA